UGCCUCGGCUUGUUUCUUUUCCGUUUAUUGUUUUCAAAUUGUUGUUGUUGUGAGUAAAUGUGUUUCUUGAUCAUCUUUUAGUUACAAUUGGUUUUUGUUUAAAUUUAAUUUGAUACAAAUUGACAUUUUUUCUUGCUACUAACUCUUCUUUCUGCAUUUGAGAUCAAUUUGCCACCAGUUGAAUCAUGACGCAGCAGCAAUUUAUGCUCAAGUGGAAUAACCAUUUAUCCAAUCUCAGCGACGUAUUUUCGAAUAUGUUAAUCUCCGAAAAUCUGGUAGAUGUUACUAUUGCAUGUGAAGGCGCAUCUUUGAAAGCACAUAAAAUGAUUUUAUCUGCUUGUAGUCCAUUCUUUCAAAGCCUGUUCAUGACAAAUCCAUGUAAACAUCCUAUUGUAAUUUGUAAAGAUAUUCGAUUCAUUGAUCUAAAAGCCAUCAUUGACUUCAUGUACACUGGGGAAGUUAAUGUUGGACAAGAACAAUUGCCGUCACUUUUAAAAGCAGCUGAAACCUUAAAGGUUAAAGGUUUAGCUGAAGUCACCGAGAAACAGGCUCGAAGUCAAUCUGCAUUCUCGGGAUCUCCACUUUAUUCAAAACCUAAACGAAGGCGAGCUCGUGGGGAGUCUAGUAAAACAAAAGAUAGUUCAUGUCAGACAAGUGAAUCAGAAGAUGAUUCAGGAGUAAAGAGAUUCCAUGCUUCUCGUCUUGGGACACAACGAGAAAAAGAGCGGCAAUUGCUCAAUCAACAAAAACAACUACAACAGGCAGAAGCUUUGGCUAACCAACAACAACAGCAACAGCAGCAACAGCAGCAGCAACAAGAACAAGAGCCAGAACAAGAUGAAGAUGAGCGAGAAAAAAUUGAUGAUAGAAAUGCAAUUCAUCAAGAACAAUUAACAAGCGAUGCUAUUCAUUGUGAAGCAUCUAGAAUUUUAGAGCAGUCCAUCGCUACUGCUUCGGUGGUAAUAGAUAAUGGUGCGGAUAACUUAAUUGUUGCCUCAGAUGUCCAUGAUGUCGCUGAAGCUGCACUCAAGCAAGUAACUUUAUUUGAAGAAGACAUUCAUCAAAUAAGUCAAGAGGAUUCUGGUCAAUUUACUCUGUCGACACCGCAAACGAGCUCUGCAACUCCGUCUUCUAACAUAUCUCAUCAAGGUCGACGGUUAAUGAUGAGUGACAGUCAUAAAAGUGUUCUAAAGGAUUAUUUGGGUAAACCUAUUUCUGCAUUUGACGUAAUUAUCGAUGAUUGGAAGAAAAGUAUUGUUUGGCAAUAUUUCGGUGGACUUGUUUACAAGAAUCCUGAGACUGGAAGUGUUUCUGUUGUUGAUAGCGAACGGCACUAUUGCUUGAAAUGUAUCAUCGAAUGCCAAGAGAAAAAUCCAGAUGAAAUUUUUGAAAGGUGUAAUAUUUGCUUCUUAUCUACUGGAACGGCCACGGGAAAUCACAAGAAUCAUCUUAGACAUCGCCAUCAAGUAUCUGACGAACCUAUUACAACAACACCCUCCACUUCGAAAUCAUCAUCAUCUAAACAACCGGCAAACAAAAUGUCAAGAAAACGUGCGACCAAAGUUAUCUCAAUAUCGCUAGAUAGUUUUACUUGAUUGAGUCACGGAAAGAAAAUAUUGAACGUUAAUCUAGUUGUUCAUUCAAAGAUCUCUUCUGUUUAAAUUUUGACAGGGUAAAUCAAAUCAGUAAAUUAACAGAAAAAUCAUCUUGUUACACAAAUAAUGCGCUUUAAGGCAACAUUAAUACAGUCAAGUCUCUCAAAAAGUACAAAACUCAAUAGAUUAGCAAAUGAAAGAUAGAUAAAAGAUAAAUAGAAUCAACAAAUGCUUCAAAGAACUACAAAAUCUUGAAUGAUUCAACAACUUGCCAUAUGAAUUGUAAAAUAUUGAAUGAUUAGUGUAUGCAUGCUUCUUGCUUGCACUAAACAAAUAAUUUGUUUUUACCUUUGAGAGUUUCCAUCUUUGACUGUAUUUUCAUUAUAAUUAUCCCAUUUUUUUGCUAAAAAUGGUCAAUAUUACUCUUAUCAACUCUUGGGCUAUACAGACCAAUUUGAUUUAAUGCUUCAUUCCCUAGCAAGAUUAUCACCAAUUAAUCAUCCCGUUGUUGACACCUUAUCAUAUCGUCUACAUUUUCAUCCCUUUCUUUUCAUUAUAAGUAUUGCUUUGAACCCUCCAAAUGAAUAUAAAUUGAAAAAGUUAAAUUGAAAGAUGAAAACUAAUUUUUGUCAUGUGCUUGAAUAGAUUGUAACAGAUCAACAUUAUAAGUGUAUAUCUUGGAAAGCUAUCUUUUCUAGAGACUUCAACAUUGAUUCAUUUCGAUUCCAUUUGAUCCAGUUGUAUUGUAAUUUUUUAACUAUCAAAGUGUAUCACAAAUUGAAAAUUAAAAUUAAAACUCGCAAACAACAAUGUUGCCAUAACCAGACAAUAUCUUAAUUAGACCAUAAAACUUGAUUAAAAUCGAUUUUGCUGCAAA
Molecule: messenger RNA, 2472 nt
Organism: Tetranychus urticae (two-spotted spider mite)
Lineage: Eukaryota; Metazoa; Arthropoda; Arachnida; Trombidiformes; Tetranychidae
Biological process (GO): regulation of transcription by RNA polymerase II
Cellular component (GO): nucleus
Molecular function (GO): protein binding
Source: RefSeq, a predicted model, not a curated record